Molecule: messenger RNA, 1137 nt
Organism: Pochonia chlamydosporia 170
Lineage: Eukaryota; Fungi; Ascomycota; Sordariomycetes; Hypocreales; Clavicipitaceae
Product: isocitrate dehydrogenase subunit 1, mitochondrial precursor
Exons: 3
Coding region: 1-1137 (378 amino acids)
Biological process (GO): tricarboxylic acid cycle; isocitrate metabolic process
Cellular component (GO): mitochondrion
Molecular function (GO): magnesium ion binding; isocitrate dehydrogenase (NAD+) activity; NAD binding
Source: RefSeq, a predicted model, not a curated record
AUGUUGUCGCGUGGCUCUGCUAGAUCGGCGCAGCUCCUGCGCAGCGCUGCUGGUCAGCACCAGUUCGCUCGAUCCUUCGCGACCGUCCAGUCCGACAUCUUCAAGCCCGCCAAGUUUGGUGGCAAGUACACCGUUACCCUCAUCCCCGGUGACGGUAUCGGUGCCGAGGUCGCCGAGUCCGUCAAGACCAUCUUCAAGGCCGACAACGUCCCCGUCGAGUGGGAGCAGAUCGAGGUGUCCGGUAUCAUUGAUGGCGCUGGUCGCACCGAAGAUGCUUUCCGCGAGUCCGUCGCGUCGCUGAAGCGCAACAAGCUCGGCCUCAAGGGCAUCCUGCACACCCCCAUCAGCCGAUCCGGCCACCAGAGCUUCAACGUCGCCAUGCGACAGGAGCUCGACAUCUACGCCUCCAUCAGCUUGAUCAAGAACAUCCCCGGUUACGAGACCCGCCACAAAGACGUCGAUCUGUGCAUCAUCCGUGAGAACACCGAGGGCGAGUACUCUGGCCUUGAGCACCAGAGUGUUCCCGGAGUCGUUGAGUCUCUCAAGAUCAUCACCCGUGCCAAGUCUGAGCGAAUUGCCAAGUUUGCCUUUUCCUUUGCUCUGGCCAAUGGCCGCUCCAAGGUUACUUGCAUCCACAAGGCCAACAUUAUGAAGCUUGCCGAUGGUCUCUUCCGCAGCACCUUCCACAACGUUGCCAAGGAGUAUCCCACGCUCGAGGUCAACGACAUGAUUGUCGACAAUGCCUCCAUGCAGGCUGUUUCUCGCCCUCAGCAGUUCGACGUCAUGGUCAUGCCUAACCUGUACGGUGGUAUUCUGUCCAACAUUGGUGCCGCCCUUGUCGGUGGUCCUGGUAUUGUUCCUGGCUGCAACAUGGGCCGCGAUGUUGCUGUCUUCGAGCCUGGUUGCCGACACGUCGGUCUUGAUAUCAAGGGCAAGGACCAGGCCAACCCUACUGCUUUGAUUCUGUCUGGUAGCAUGUUGCUGCGUCACCUUGGCCUUGACGACCACGCCAACCGCAUUUCCAAGGCUAUCUACGCCGUUAUUGCCGAGGGCAAGGUCCGCACCCGCGACAUGGGCGGUGAAUCCACCACCCACGAGUUCACCAGGGCCAUCCUCGACAAGAUGGAGACCCUUUAA